Molecule: messenger RNA, 530 nt
Organism: Oppia nitens
Lineage: Eukaryota; Metazoa; Arthropoda; Arachnida; Sarcoptiformes; Oppiidae
Exons: 3
Coding region: 95-484 (129 amino acids)
Source: RefSeq, a predicted model, not a curated record
UUUUUUAAAAAAAAAUAAAACCAACUUAUUAUUUAAAUUUCAAUAUUGUCUUAAUAAAACUAUUAUUAAAAUUUCAACGAUAAUAAUAAUAAUAAUGAUAAACAAAAUAGUAUUGAUUUUAACUGUUAUUUUUAUUAUUAAUUCUAUCUAUUUUAAAUCAUCAUUAUCAGCCAAAAUUGGACCCAAAGAUUGCGAUCCAUUGAAAGAGGAGUACAGAAGAUGUGGUACUCUAUGUCCCGAAACCUGUGAUUAUUUACGUACCGGAAUCGGACCGUUACGUUGUAAAUUAAUGUGUAUGUCCGGUUGUGUUUGUAAGGAACCGUAUGUACGAAACUAUACGGGUGGCCAAUGUGUACACAAUUCAACAUGCUUUGAAGGAUCACCAACAACACCAACACCAACACCAACACCAACACCAACACCACCACAACAACCAUCUAAUAUAGAUAAGGCCCCAAUUGAACACAAGGACUGCGAUAACUAAUAAUGAUUAAAUAAAAGUUAAUAUAAUCUAAUAAUAUAUUUAAUAA